AUGGAGGCACUUGUAGCGAAGGCGGUAGAACGCCUCGGGAGGAAAAAGCUAUGGCUCGUCGCACGCGCCAUGCGGCGGAUGGAUGCGGCGGACUACACGGUCGCCGGCGUCCGUGAUGCGCUGCGCCGCAUCCGCCUCUAUCUUGACGACGACGACUUUGCGGAGAUUGCCGCGCAGUUCGCUAGAAACGAUGGCGCCAGUUUUGACGUCGCCGCAUUUGUGCGCGCCUUGCUGGCGACGUUGCCGCCGCGCCGCGCGUACGCCGUCGGUCUCGUGCUGCGCAAAGUCGACCCGGAGUCGACCGGGUUCGUCAGCUUCGAGACGCUGCGGGAGGUGUACGACGUCAUGCGCCACCCGCUGGCGCUGACGCGGCGAGACGCGAGCGAACUCGUCGACGAGUUUCUCGCCGCCUUCGAGGAGGCACAGGCGGAGGGCGGCGUCACGACGGACGAACUGGCCGCGUAUUACGUCGGCAUCUCCCACACCACCCCGCAGGACGAGGACUUUGAGCUGCGCUGCAUCCGGAGCUUCUCGCUCGACCGACCGCGACCGCGACUCGACGAGGAACCCACCGCGUCCCUUGCGGAGAGAAAGCGUGGCAGAGCGACAGGGCACUGCGACGCGGGAAAGCACCCGCUGUACGAGACGACGUCAAUGCAGUACGGCAAGGACUGUGAAAAGGUGAAGUACAACGGCAAAUACGCACUAAGCCACUGCUUCACAAAGUACGCGCCAAUGCAGCACGCAGGUGGCGCCACCUCAAUGAACAUGUAA
This is a messenger RNA of Trypanosoma conorhini, 774 nucleotides long. RefSeq names its product calcyphosin. Bases 1 to 774 code for a protein of 257 amino acids. The record is from RefSeq and is a predicted model, not a curated record. Lineage: Eukaryota; Euglenozoa; Kinetoplastea; Trypanosomatida; Trypanosomatidae. The transcript has a single exon.